Closterium sp. NIES-67 is the source of this 2275-nucleotide messenger RNA. The record is from the annotation of a GenBank genome assembly. Lineage: Eukaryota; Viridiplantae; Streptophyta; Zygnematophyceae; Desmidiales; Closteriaceae.
GUCUGUCCUCCUCUCCUCUCCGUUCUUACUGGCCCGCACUUCGAGCCUGCUCUGCUAGUAGUCUUCCACGCUCUCCCUCGUGAUUUACGUCGGCCUUUCCAAACCAUUUGACGGUUUCAGUUAUGCAACUGUCUUGUCCAGAUCAACGGCUGGAGUAGUAGCUCAGCGGGAGUGUCAUGAGCCCAUUUCUCGUCGCUCGACUUUCCCACGUCGAAACCCUCAGGAAGGCCCAAGUUGGAAAGUCGGCGAGUGCCGUUCCCAUGGGCGAUCACCCGUUAGUAGCGCCCGUUGUGGCCGCACAAAAUCCGCCUGCAAGUAGACGCUCGAGUCGAGAUCAGCUUCGAAUUGCUCCCAAUCCGCAGCUCGGCCGUUUCGAAGGCCGAGAGCCGUCGCCAGGCGACAGCAAAGACAGUCGCACUGUCGCCCGGCCCCACAGCUCCCGUCGCACAGCCAUCGUCGAGCGACGCAGCACGGCGCCGCAGAGGGAGGCAAUUGGGGGCAGCGGAGCGGAGAUCUCGGGAGAGGACGAGCGGGAGGAUGCGGAAGCGACGGAAGUGGAAGCGGAAGCGGAAGGGGAGGGGGAGGGGGAGGGGGAGCAGGAAGGAGCGGGGGACGAUUCUGGGCCGGACCCGGCGGGGACGAAGAGGAGAGACAGGCACCGGAAAGUGGACGGCAGAGGCCGUCGCAUUCGCAUGCCGGCGGCGUGCGCGUCGCAGAUCUUCCAUCUCACGCGAGUGCUCGGGCACCGAUCGGACGGCGAGACGAUCCAGUGGCUGCUCGACCAGGCGUCCCCCGCAAUCAACGCCGUGAUUCCCGGCGCUGGUAUCGGCGGUUCUGGGAAUACCGACGCGUCGGCGGCGACUCGAUCAGGGAAUCAGAAUCCGUGCGCCAGUGCUACUAGACCGGUUGGAGAAGACGAGGUGGGGGGCGGUGGAGCGAGGAAGAGACAGAAGAGUGGAGGGUCCGCGGAUGCGAGGGGACAGCAGAAGAAAGAGCAGAGACUGCCGCAAGCACCGGCUGCGCAGCCAGAGCCGCAGCAAAGGCAGCUGCAGCAGGUGCAACAGCCGCAAGGUCAGCGAAGGCAGCAGACGACCGAGGCGGCGGCACUGGAUCCGUGUGAGUCAGAGCGUGACCGCGUCCUGUCCAGCAUUCCCCCGGCAGCAGCGAUUCAGAUGCUGAGUCAGCUGCAGUCUCAGCACCACUUACAGCACCAACCCCAUCACCAUUCCCAGCACCCAUCCCAGCACCCAUCCCAGCACCCAUCCCAGCACCCAUCCCAGCAGCAAGUGCAGAUGGAUAAUCAUCAGCAGCACCUGCUGCAGAUCAUGCAGCAGCACCGGCAGCGACAGCAGCAAGUGCAACAGCAGCAGUGGCAGCAGGAACAACAGCAGCAACGGCAGCAGCAGCUACAACAGCAGCAGGAACAACAGCAGCAGCAGUGGAAGAACGUGAUAAGUUUCUUCGCUCAGCAAAUAAGGGCUGCACAGUCCAACACGCCGGCGGCAGCAGCAGCAGCCGCAGCCGCCGCUGCAACGAUGACGACGACCUCGCUUGCGACUUCCAUCCUCCGCGCAUCGGCAUCCCACGAGCAUCAUUCCGCACGACCCGAUGCUUCAUCCGCAUAUGGUCCUCUCCAGCAUAUGCCCAUGCCUAGCGAGGUCACCCUGGGAGGCUCUGACCGACCUCAGGUGGAGAUGGGGACAUCAGAAGCUGUGGGAACGGCAGGGACGGCUGGUUUUGCUGAAAUGCGGCCCCACACUGCAAGUGGACGACUGCAGACCCCCACCGAAAGGCCACACAUCUCUACUGGAGGCAGUCUGCUGGAAAGGCUUGGAGUCGUCUCCCAGAAUACACAGAGCAGCUGCCCACCAGUGCCUCAGGGCGCAGCAUUGGUGAAGCCGGUGGGGGGUGAUCCGGCCUUGAGCUCACUGCAUGCAGAUGCGGUGCAUGCUUCACACAACGUGGAGAUCUUGACAGGAAUUGUGGACGCAGAAGGGAGUGUGCGCGCGAGUGGUUUUGGUGGGAGCGUCAGUGAGAGGGUACAACUGGAGUCAGCAUCGGUGGGGGCAGUUCCGUCGCGGGAGAUUGCUCUGUCGACUGCUGCCUUCCUCAGGACAGAAUCUGCCUCUCCGAUUCCCUUGGCUCCUACCCCUACCGUUGUUUUGGAUCUUGGCCUUGGCGUAGGUGAUAGCCAAGACAAGGGCUUUCCCCAUGACUUGAACUCAUAACGUAUUGAGUUUUUUUGCUUCUAUUUGUGUUGUUGGUUUGUUUACAA